GUGCUUGAAACGACUGCUUGGCAUAAUCGUCAUUUUACUACAAAAUGCUGUCCAGGAUUCUAUUAGCUUUAGGAUCCCUAGCUCUGGUGGUCAGUGGUGCUGACGUAUAUUUGAGCUCAAGUAGCGACGAAAGUGCCACCUCAUGCUCAGGUAUGUGGAGCAGAAGCGCCAUUCCGGGAGGUACCGAUCCAUAUAUUAGAGUCGGUUUCGAAGAUCAGUCAGAAGGCGAUGUAGCCCUUCUGAUAUAUGAAUGGAGCGAUUUUGAUAAGAUCGGCGUUGUCGAUAACUCUACUGGAGAACUGAGAUACAUUUGCGAUAGUUCAGCGAUCGCCGACCACUUAUGUCCAUCAUCGGACCUCGGUGCCUUCAUCAUCAAUGUUCCAGAGAACGAGAGAAAUACCACCACUAUUUUAAAUCAAGCUGUUUCACUGAAGGUUAACGAAAGCGACGGCGCCAUAUACUCUAUCUCAAAAACUGGCUAUUAUUGCCUAGCUAUCGUCCCUGUCGAGAAUGCCAGCGGUACCUAUGGAAGUUUUGGAGCAUGGGUGGAAUGGAGAUUUCCAUAUGGCGAACUGCCGGCUGUUGAUUAUCCCAAGCUGAUAUUUUAUGGCGUCUUCUCGAUAAUAUACUUGAUUAUUGGAUUAUACUGGGCAGUCCAGACUUUCCGAUACUGGGGAGAUAUUCUUCCAGUGCAGAACUACAUAUCAGGUGUCAUUUUCUUCCUUGCAGUAGAGAUGGCAUUCAAUUGGGGAUAUUGGGAAUCGUAUAAUCAGACCGGAAAAACAUCAUGGGGACUUCUCAUUCUUGUUGCGCUUCUGAAUGCUGCACGUAAUAGUAUCUCCUUCUUUAUGCUACUAAUCGUAUGUAUGGGAUAUGGUGUGGUCAAACCAUCACUUGGUUCUACCAUGAAAAAAUGUGUCAUCCUUGCAGCUACACACUUCUUCUUCGGCGUCUUGUACGUCAUUGGAACUAUGCUGAUGCAACCCGAAGACCAUGGAUUCUUCAUUGUCUUCCUUGUUAUUUUCCCUUUGGCAACCACAAUGACAGCAUUCUACAUUUGGACGCUUAACUCAAUCAAUAGGACGUUGGUUAUCUUAGAUAUUCGAAAGCAGCAUGUGAAAGCGCAAAUGUACAAGCGCCUUUAUCGACUAUUGAUAUUCUCUGUCUGUAUGGUGGUCGUUGUCUUUGUCCUCAACAUCCUCAACUUCGGAACACGUUUGUCUCCGGAUUGGCCAGCCAAAAACUGGAAGCGCCGAUGGUUCAUGUUGGACGGCUGGCUAAACAUUUUGUACUUUAUUGUGUUCCUCGUCAUUGUUAUCUUGUGGCGACCAACUGAUAACAAUGCGCGAUACGGAUUGGAACAAUUGAGUCAAGACGAAGAUGAGGCUAUGGACCUUGAAAAUAAUUUACGUCGAGCUGAAGGCCUCGGCUAGGAGACGAAGAAAGCGAUGACGAAGGUGGUAAUCGCGUAAAGCUUGUGAGUGUUGGUGCAAGCAGUAGUCAACCAAAAGAGCCUCCGCGUCGAGAAUUAAUCCGUGGAGGAGAACAAAGCGGAUUACUUGAUGAAGACGAUCAAGACGAUGA
Umbelopsis ramanniana AG is the source of this 1584-nucleotide messenger RNA. RefSeq lists its product as uncharacterized. The transcript has 10 exons. Gene Ontology annotation, biological process: retrograde transport, endosome to Golgi. Lineage: Eukaryota; Fungi; Mucoromycota; Umbelopsidomycetes; Umbelopsidales; Umbelopsidaceae. The record is from RefSeq and is a predicted model, not a curated record. Gene Ontology annotation, cellular component: membrane; Golgi apparatus. Bases 45 to 1433 code for a protein of 462 amino acids.